AUUGUUGAAGUGGAGAAGAAGAGCGGCAGCAUGGCUCAUGCGACCUUUACUCAGACUGGAGAACAGGUCCAAUCCUGCAAGCUGAUAAGCGGCCACUCAAUACCUGCGGUGGGGUUGGGCACUUGGAGAGCUGGUUCCCAGGCCAGCAACGCUGUCUUCACCGCAAUCGUUGAGGCUGGUUACAGGCAUAUAGAUACGGCUUGGGAGUAUGGAGUUCAAGCAGAGGUAGGACAGGCUCUUAAGGCGGCUAUGCAUGCAGGGAUAGAGAGAAGGGAUCUAUUCGUUACAUCUAAGUUAUGGUGUACUGAGUUGGAGCCAGGAAGAGUUCGAAGUGCUUUAAGCAAAACCCUUCAAGAACUGCAACUUGACUACCUUGACCUCUAUCUGAUCCACUGGCCAUUUCGGCUGAAAGAUGGACCCAGCAGACCACCCAAGGCUACCGAUAUUUUGGAGUUCGACAUGGAAGGAGUUUGGAGAGAAAUGGAGAAGCUUGUCAAGGAAGGUCUCGUCAGAGACAUCGGUGUUUGCAAUUUUACACUGAAGAAGCUCAAUAAGCUGUUGGGUUUUGCUCAAACAAUGCCCUCUGUGUGUCAGAUGGAGAUGCAUCCUGGAUGGAAGAAUGAUAAAAUGUUGGAGGCUUGCAAGAAGAAUGGCAUUCAUGUCACUGCAUCACCACUGGGUUCAUCCGAGGGUGGAAGAGACCUCAUCCAUGAUCCAGUAGUUGGAAGUAUAGCAAGAAAGCUGAACAAGAGUCCAGGGCAGGUGCUGGUGAAGUGGGCACUAAAGAGAGGGACUAGCGUCAUUCCCAAAUCAAGCAACCCUGAGAGGAUCAAAGAGAACAUACAGGUCUUUGGGUGGGAUAUGCCAGAUGAAGAUUUCCACGCUCUCUGCUCCAUACCAGAUCAGGGGAGAGUUUUGGACGGUGAAGAGCUGUUUGUGAAUAAGGAAGAAGGGCCAUUCAGAAGUGUGACAGAGCUAUGGGACAAUGAAAUCUAGAUUCUCUUCGGAUCUUUGUUAAUCAGCUGUGUGUUAUGUUUAUAACUUGUGUCGUUGGUCAUAGAACUUGGAUGUAUGUAGAAUAAUGUCUACCAGCCUUCUAUAAUAAAUUAUAGCAAUUAUGGAAAAUUUUCUAGAUUGUCAAUGCGUAGCUUGGUCCAUGCGACGGACCAGUUGAAACUCCUUAUCUUCAUGGGAAAUUCUGGUGGUCUGUGGCCUGUAUGUAGAGUCAAAACGCGUUUUGACGUAGGGUCAUGGGUCGUGUAUUGUAAAAGAUAAACAGUGAGCUUAAGUAAUGAA
This is a messenger RNA of Vitis riparia (riverbank grape), 1296 nucleotides long. RefSeq names its product aldose reductase. NCBI's taxonomy places the organism in Eukaryota, Viridiplantae, Streptophyta, Magnoliopsida, Vitales, Vitaceae. Gene Ontology annotation, molecular function: aldose reductase (NADPH) activity. Gene Ontology annotation, cellular component: cytosol. Bases 31 to 996 code for a protein of 321 amino acids. The record is from RefSeq and is a predicted model, not a curated record. The transcript is spliced from 8 exons.